Molecule: messenger RNA, 6232 nt
Organism: Rhineura floridana
Lineage: Eukaryota; Metazoa; Chordata; Lepidosauria; Squamata; Rhineuridae
Gene: TCF4
Product: transcription factor 4
Exons: 20
Coding region: 714-2729 (671 amino acids)
Biological process (GO): regulation of transcription by RNA polymerase II
Cellular component (GO): transcription regulator complex
Molecular function (GO): DNA-binding transcription factor activity, RNA polymerase II-specific; RNA polymerase II cis-regulatory region sequence-specific DNA binding; protein dimerization activity
Source: RefSeq, a predicted model, not a curated record
UCUCCUGUCGUCAUCCUCUGUAAUAGACGACGCGGCCGAAGCAAGCAACGUGCAGCAGCAGCGGUGGCGGUAGAAGCAGCUUUUUUUCCUCUCUUUAUAAGCACCACUGCAUUGCCCGGAUGUGAAUGGAUUACAAUGUAUCUUUCAGGGAAACGUAUUACUAUCAAUUUCUCCGUGGGGAAGUCACUGAUGAUGAUGAUGGUGAUGAUAAUGAGAAGCAGGAGAGAUCUGUAAAGUUGGAACAAGUUUAAGACUUUUUUGUUGUUUAAAAACAACAGAGACUGAGUUGGCGAAAUCGCACUGCUACCGAGAUUUUUCAAAAUAGUUUAUUAGUAGCCAUGUGUUUAUAAGGAAAGACAUGGGGGUGGGGGGAGUUACUGGAUCUUCCUUUUAAAUCAUUUUUGUUGUGAUUUUUUUGGCUGGCUUUUCAUUUUGCUUUACUUGGGUGGGAAGACUUUUAUGGCAAUUGCCUUAUGGUGGAUAAUCAAAAACAAAGCAAAACCCCUCACCCGGUGUUAAGUUGUUUUAAAAUUGUGGAAUACUCUCUGGAUCAAGACUGAGUACGAGUUUAAAGUACUUCUUCUGUUUUUGAGGGUCAAACACACGUGAGAUAAUAAAGCACCUUUGCAGAAGAUCUCUUCCCCUAAAAUAUCUUUCCUUGGAAUAUUGUGAACAUAUUUGUGGCCAUUUAAGGUUUGUGUGAUUUUGCUAAAAUGCAUCACCAACAGCGAAUGGCUGCCUUAGGGACGGACAAAGAACUCAGUGAUUUACUGGAUUUCAGUGCGAUGUUUUCACCUCCCGUGAGCAGUGGGAAAAAUGGACCAACUUCUUUGGCAAGUGGACAUUUUACUGGCUCAAAUGUAGAAGACAGAACUAGCUCAGGGUCCUGGGGGAACGGAGGACAUCCUAGUCCAUCCAGGAGCUAUGGAGAUGGAACUCCUUAUGAACAUAUGACAAACAGGGACCUUGGAUCACACGACAAUCUAUCUCCUCCUUUUGUGAAUUCCAGAAUACAAAGUAAAACAGAAAGGGGCUCCUAUUCAUCAUAUGGGCGAGACUCAAACCUACAGGGUUGCCACCAGCAAAGUCUCCUUGGAGGUGACAUGGAAAUGGGCAACCCAGGCGCGCUCUCACCCACCAAACCUGGCUCUCAGUACUAUCAGUAUUCUAGCAAUAACCCGCGAAGGAGGCCUCUGCACAGUACCUCUGUGGAAGUACAAACGAAGAAAGUUCGAAAGGUUCCUCCAGGUUUACCAUCUUCAGUUUAUGCCCCUUCUGCAAGCACUGCCGACUACAAUCGGGAUUCACCAGGCUAUCCAUCUUCAAAACCAGCAGCCAGCACUUUUCCUAGUUCCUUCUUCAUGCAAGACGGUCAUCACAGCAGUGAUCCGUGGAGCUCCUCCAGUGGGAUGAAUCAGCCUGGUUAUGGCGGAAUGCUGGGCAAUUCUUCUCAUAUUCCACAGUCCAGUAGCUAUUGCAGUCUUCAUCCUCAUGAACGCUUGAGCUACCCAUCACACUCCUCAGCAGACAUCAAUUCCAGUCUUCCUCCAAUGUCCACUUUCCAUCGCAGUGGCACGACUCAUUACAGUGCUUCUUCCUGCACACCACCUGCAAACGGAACAGACAGCAUAAUGGCAAACAGAGGAAGUGGAGCAGCAGGAAGUUCACAGACAGGCGAUGCACUGGGGAAAGCACUUGCAUCUAUCUACUCUCCAGAUCACACCAACAACAGCUUUUCAUCAAAUCCUUCAACUCCUGUUGGUUCUCCCCCUUCUCUCUCAGCAGGCACAGCUGUUUGGUCUAGAAAUGGAGGGCAAGCAUCAUCAUCUCCCAAUUAUGAAGGUCCCUUACACUCUUUGCAAAGCCGGAUUGAAGACCGCUUGGAAAGACUGGAUGAUGCUAUUCAUGUUCUCCGGAAUCAUGCAGUGGGGCCUUCAACUGCCAUGCCCGGUAGUCAUAGCGACAUGCAUGGCUUAAUAGGGCCCUCUCAUAACGGAGCAAUGGGAGGUCUUGGGUCAGGAUAUGGGACAGGCCUUCUUUCAGCCAAUAGACAUUCGCUAAUGGUUGGGGCUCAUCGUGAAGAUGCAGUUGGUCUGCGUGGCAGCCAUUCACUCGUGCCAAACCAGGUCCCAGUUCCACAGCUGCCAGUACAGUCUGCCACAUCUCCUGACUUAAACCAACCUCAAGAUCCAUACAGAGGCAUGCCAACUGGCCUUCAAGGACAAAGCGUAUCUUCAGGGAGCUCUGAAAUCAAAUCUGAUGACGAGGGAGAUGAAAACCUUCAGGACACGAAAUCUUCAGAGGACAAGAAGUUAGAGGACGACAAGAAGGAUAUCAAAUCAAUUACUAGGUCAAGAUCUAGCAAUAAUGAUGAUGAAGAUCUUACACCAGAGCAAAAAGCGGAGCGUGAAAAAGAAAGGAGGAUGGCCAACAAUGCCCGCGAGCGCCUCCGUGUCCGUGACAUCAACGAGGCUUUCAAGGAGCUGGGCCGGAUGGUGCAGCUUCACCUGAAGAGCGACAAGCCCCAGACCAAACUUUUGAUCUUACAUCAAGCUGUAGCUGUGAUCCUCAGCUUAGAGCAGCAAGUCAGAGAAAGGAAUCUGAAUCCUAAAGCAGCAUGUCUGAAAAGAAGGGAAGAAGAGAAAGUAUCUUCAGACCCCCCUCCGCUUUCUUUGGCAGGACCCCACCCAGGCAUGGGCGACACAUCUAAUCAUAUGGGACAGAUGUAAAAAAAAAAAAAAAAGGUCCAAGUUGCCACAUUUUCUUUAUGUAAACCAGAGACCACUUCCUUAACAGCUGUAUUAUCUUAAACCCACAUAAACACUUAACCCCCUUUUUUGUAAUAUAAUAAGACAAGUCUGAGUAGUUACGAAUCACAGACGCAAGAGAUUUCAGCAUUCCCGAUUUCGAAACAAACAAAAAAGAAAAGUGCAACUUGAGGGACGCCUUUUUUCAACAUAUCAUUCAGAAUGUUUCAAGCAGUAUGUUAGGAGCUGUAAAUGCACAGCCAAGAGACUGAAUGGCAAUCUUCUCCACACUGUGGGACAAUGCAUUUGUGCCUAAACUUCUUUUGGAAAAAAAAUAUAAUUAAUUUGUAAGUCUGAAAAAAAUAUUUAAUUUAAAAAUUGUAAACUUGCAAUAAUGAAAAGUGUACUUCUGAAGAAAAAAAUGAACGUUUUUGUUGGUGUACUAGUCAGCUAGUGUUUAUAUUUACUGGAUAUUAAAAAGGGAAGCAUUGCGACCCACAUAUUUACAAAACCAGCAAACGUCCUAAUGAAAACUGAAGUGAUGACAUUAGCCAUUCCUUAGGGUAGGAGGAACAGAUGGAUCUUAUAGACCUAUGAGACACACACACACACACACAUAUAUAAAUAUAUAUAUAUAAAUAUAUAUAUUAAAAUUAGUGAAUAUGGUAAGCUUUUGUUCAUUUGUUUCAAACUUUUUUGCUCCUGUAAAAAACAAAAGUACUGAUUAACUUUUUUAAAAAAAAGAUUUUACUGUAAAUAAGGAUUUUUUUCUUUGUCUUACUUCUCUCCCUCUCCCCGUUUAGUUCUUUAUUGUAACCUGUAGUGCCAACUCUGUUGCUGGAGGGGCAGUUCAGGAUGAAAUGCUGACCUUGACGUUGCUUAUCAUUCAUUAAUAAGUUGAGAGUUGUUUCUUCAGUCUUUUUGGGAGAAUACAGGACUCGACAAGUCGCGUCAUGUGCAGAUGAACUGCAAGCAGCAUUGCUGAGACUUGUUUCCAAACAGUUGUGGGGUGUUUUUGUUUUUGCUUUUGGUCUGAAUCGUAAAUGUUGCUCUCAUUAGACCCUAUUUCUGGAAUUUUCAGAGGUACAAGGUUAGAAUGCUACAAUGUUACCACUGUGCCUUCCAAUGUUUAUAUCAUCGAAAACAUAACAUAAUCAAAGGUGGCUGUGAUUUAACAAACCAGUAGAAGUGUUAACUUAAUGUGUGUUAGCCUAAAUGCAGUGUGGAGUGAGGCAUUUCAGAAUACAUGGUCAAAUUUGGCCGGGGGAGGGGAUUACAAAUGGGAAAAUUGCUGGUUGUAUGACAGAUUUUGAUUUUUUUUAAAAAAAAAACAUUUUUUUUAAAAAGUGGAUUACUGAAAGGCAGACCAUUUGCUGCCUCCUCCUUCAUUUAUGAAAAUAAUGCCAAUAUCCAAUUGUAAUGCAGCAUUAGAACAAGCCUUACCCGUUCUAAAGCAACAAGUUGCACUUUUUUGAGGAGGGGGGAGUAGAACAGUAUUUCUCUGGCCAGUAUGAAUCAAGUUUUUACUGAACAUAUAUAUAUAUAUAAUUGUAAGCAUAGAUCAAACCUAUGGCACAGCAACUCAUCCAAUAACUAGCUUUGGGCACAACUGAACUAGUAUCCAUAGAGUAUCUUCUAAAGAUCGACUUUGGUAUAUAGAACAAUUAAAAGAUAGUUCUCCCAAUGAAGUCUUUGUCAGCACCCUUUUGUCUCCUGUUCCAGCUUCUGUUUUUUAAUAGCCACACAAACUUGGCAUGUAUUUUUAAAUGAAAUCUCCCUGUUCAAGUAUAUUUUCCACCUAUCAGCACUGAGUAAAUGCCAUAAGUCCAUUGAAAACGGUCUAGACGUUCCAUCUGUUCUCCUGUUUUGCCAGUUACGUAGUAAUGAAAAAAAUGCAUUUGUAAAUUUUAUGCAACAAAAUGGCAAACGUAUCAUUAUUUUGAAAUUGUGUAUGUAAAAGUUAUAUUUUUACAUGUAGACUCUUGUUAUUAUGUGUUUUAAUACAUUGUAUCAGUUUUUUGUGUUUUUUUAAACUGGUUGAAACAAAAUCUCAUGAAAUAGUGAGAUAAGCGAAUCUGAAUUUUAUGUUUCUGAAAAACAUGAAGAACAAAUAUGAUAGUUUACCAUGUGAACCACCUUCUACAUACCCAUAAACAUUUUGAUUAGCUGUGUGUGUGUGUGUUGAAAAUUGUAAAUAUGUUCAGUAGCAGUAAAAUUUAAAAUGCUUUUAUUUGUUAAUAAGUUUCUCAGAUGUGGAGGUGGAUUGAAACCAUUAUAACUACAUUCAUAACAGAACAGAGUCCAUGUUAGUUUAACUCAGAACAACAUUUCAUUACGAAUGCCAUACUUUAUUUAGGUGAAUGGGUAUGGUAAUCCCAAUUAUUUUAAAUACUUGUAUUUUGAACAGGCUAGAGGAUUCCUUUAAAGGAUAUUAAUAUUGCUUAGGAUUAAUUUUUUUAAAAAAUGCAAAUAAUUUAAGGGAGAAGUUGUUACUUCAGAAGAUGAGGUUAGGAUAAAACUCUGAAUAAACCAAAUGGACAUCAAGUGCCAUAUCCGCUGACAUUUUUUCGAUUUACUUAUGUCAAUAGUCAUCAAGAUUUUAAGUCCCCAAUUCAAUCUAUAAGACCACUGAGUAUUGCCCACAUAAAUUACUAAAAGGUGACAGUCUGAUCUGAGGGUAUUGGGAGGGAGGAAAUGAAUAUAAAACCUUUUCAUUAAUAAUUAGAAGCCUUCCAAUCAGAAGACUGGUAAAUAACUAUGUUUUGUUGUUUUUAUUAUUAAUCACCUAGCAAUUAUGUCACUCCUUACACAUGCAGAGUCAAGAUCACUUUAACUAUCCUAUCACACAACCUGAGUGAUAAAAGGAUGGACAUUUUAAAAUCACCAUUCUUUCAGGGCAGAGUAUGAUUCCAAACAGCAGUGAUGAUGAUUACAUAGAAUCAGAAGAAAGGUUAGUGAUGUAUAAAAUGAUAAUCUUGUCUGUAUGGUAUCCUGCUCCAUAAUGGAAUUCAAAGUUGAAAAUUAAUCAGUCACACUGUUCCCCUGCCCCCGGUUUGUUUGUUGCUGCUGCUGCUGCAUUUAUGCAUUAAUUUCGAGUCUGGCCAUCAGAAACAAGGCAUCAAGAACUGAUUAGCCCUUGCUGCUUCUGUGUUUUCAAACAGGUGUCCUCAGUGGCAGUUGUCACUUGUUAGUAGAUCAGAGGGUGGCUUGACUUUAAUAUUCAAGGAGGGCAUGUGCUAUAUGAUAACAAACAGCACUCAGAAACCUAUCAAAUAUUUAGUGAGCGAUCCACCUCCACAUUCAAGUAAUUUAUGAAUAUGCUGAUUAGGGAAAUCUGUUCAUCUAGAACUUUCUUUUCUUUUUAUACAUUUGUCUUUCGUGUAGCUGCAAGGAACACUAAUGUUUAUACAACUGUCAGUUGAACCAGUGAUGCAACUUGUACCGAUGCAGUCUUCCGAUUUGUUUUGUUUGUUAAUUUCAUUUGG